Magallana angulata is the source of this 2494-nucleotide messenger RNA. RefSeq lists its product as uncharacterized. The record is from RefSeq and is a predicted model, not a curated record. The transcript has 5 exons. Gene Ontology annotation, biological process: protein polyubiquitination; proteasome-mediated ubiquitin-dependent protein catabolic process. The coding region runs from base 316 to 1977 and encodes 553 amino acids. NCBI's taxonomy places the organism in Eukaryota, Metazoa, Mollusca, Bivalvia, Ostreida, Ostreidae. Gene Ontology annotation, molecular function: zinc ion binding; ubiquitin protein ligase activity; protein binding.
GCACGACCAGACCAGGAAGAGAGCGAGGUGGAAUGCCGCCAUGUUGAGUUGGAGAGGCACGACCAGACCAGGAAGAGAGCGAGGUGGAAUGCUGCCAUAUUGAGUUGGAGAGGUUCAGAACUUGAAAUGUCACUCAAAGGGAAGGUGAUUUAACCCCCUCCCCACCUUUAAAUUGGGUCUGUGUCAUCUAACAUACUAUUCGGCCAGCCUGGUCCAUAAUUUCUGGUUGCACACCCUGAUUGAAUCACCAUUGACUGACUGAAUGAAGAGACAGGUGAUUUAAACUUAAAGGAUCAUAGAUCAAAGAAUCUGAGCAUGGAUCCCUCUCGUAAUUGGGCCCAGGAUGUGUUACGGUGUCGUCUCUGUGAGACCCCGGGCCCCCCUAUGUACUGUGACAUUUGUCACAUACAUCUGUGUAAAGCCUGUGUGGGGGAACAUCUCUCUGAUUUAUCCAAGGAACACAAAGUGCUGCCAUUUGAAAAGAGAGGAUCUACUCCUAAAUGUUCAAAACAUUCCACAAAACUAUGUGAACUUUACUGUGAACAAUGUGACAUUCCUAUUUGUGCAACAUGUGCUUCCUCUAAAGAACACUAUAGUCACAAGUUUAUUGAAAUAUCUAAAAACAUUGACAGCAAGAAAGAAUUAAUUCAAAAAGAUUUACAAGAACUAGAGAAAUCCAUUUAUCCCAAAUACCAAGAAAUUGCAUCCAUUAUCCCAGUCCAAAAAUCUGCUCUGAAUGAAAACUCCCAGAAAUUAACAACAGAAAUCGACAAACAUGGAGAAGACUUGCACAGAGAAAUAAACACCAUUAUCAGAAACAUGAAAUCUAACAUGGAGGAAACGGACACCAAACACCUGGCUGUCUUAGACAAACAGGAAGAUGAAAUUAAACACACCAUUUCUGAAAUCACACAGACCAUUACUGAACUAAAGACGUUACUGGACUCCAAUGAUGUCAGUCGUGUCUCUGCCUACAAAUCCAGGAAUGAUGAAUUCAGAAGAUUGCCUCCUAAACUCACAGUGUCCUUACCAAGUUUUACCCCUCAGAAGAUCAACAAAGAACAGCUUUAUCAACAGUUUGGUUCUCUGUCAGCGUCAUCUAUCAAAACAGAAGAACAUGGCUACACCAUGGAAUCUCCCGGUGCUGAGUCCUCUCCCCCGGACAGACCGCUCAUUGAUGUACCACGGAUCAUCACACAGAUAGACACCAAGUAUAGAGAAUUACACAGUGUGUCCUGUCUGAGUGAUGAGGAGAUGUGGACGCGUGGUUAUGAUGACAACAUCAUGAGACUCUACAACCUCCGUGGGGAACUAGUGAAGUCAGUCCAAACCAAGUCAGGGAACGGUCCAUGGGACAUAGCAGUGACAAGGAGUGGGGAUCUAGUUUAUACUGAUAACAAUGAUAGAACUGUGAACAUAGUCAAGAAUACACAGAUACAGACAGUGAUUGAACUACAGGGGUGGAUACCUCUCGGUGUCUGUAGUACCUCCUCUGGUGACCUCCUGGUUGUCAUGAACAGUGAUGAUAAACAAACAAAAGUUGUGUGUUACUCUGGCUCCACAGAGAAACAAAGUAUUCAGUACGACGACAAAGGACAACGUCUCUAUUCAUCUUAUGGCACUAAAUACAUCAGUGAGAACAGGAACCUAGAUAUCUGUGUGUCGGACUAUAGAGCCCGUGCAGUAGUGGUGGUCAAUCAGGCCGGGAAACUCCGGUUUACCUACACUGGUCGUCCCUCUACUACCAAGGGAUCAUUCCAUCCAUACGGCAUCACAACAGACAGCCAGGGUCGAAUCCUGACAGCAAACGGUAACAACCACCGUAUCCACAUCCUGGAUCAGGACGGACAGUUCCUCCGCUACAUUGUCAACUGUCAUUUACAGUCUCCACACGGUUUAUGUGUGGACACCAGAGACAACCUCUUUGUGACUGAGUGUUACACAGGUACAGUGAAGAAAAUACAAUAUUACAUGUAAACAAACUGUGUAUAAUUAUCUAUCAAAUCAAUGUAGGUAGAUAAACUGUUACGUGUAGACUAUGUAAACAGACUGUGUACAUAUAUUACAUAUAGAUAACGUGUUCAUCUUUAUUAUAAUAUGUCAGAAAACUCUGUUUAUAUACCACAACAUAUAUAUGUGUGUGUGUGCAUAAAAUUAUAAUGUGUAUAACAUUAUGUGACAACAAAUUAAUUAACUGUGUUUAGAUCUAUUUUAUCAUAUUGACUUUACUAAAAUGAUUCCUGUAUGCAGAAUAUUACAUGUACAUGUGUCAAAUUAUUGUACAUAAACAAAUCACUGAAAACAAACUUGAUUUAUACAUGGAUUUUAUUUGUACAAUGAGCUUUGUGCAUACAUUUUGGUCAAAGAUUUGUUUUUAUUUUUGAAAAUGAAACUUUUAAUUUAGAAAAUUGAUUAAUUUGAAAAACAAAGAGAAAUGAUCAAGUCAUAUGUAAUUUUAUCAAUGAAAUUUUCAUUAAACAAAUUGAUAAAUUAA